Molecule: messenger RNA, 339 nt
Organism: Iphiclides podalirius (scarce swallowtail)
Lineage: Eukaryota; Metazoa; Arthropoda; Insecta; Lepidoptera; Papilionidae
Source: the annotation of a GenBank genome assembly
AUGUCGGCGGUUAUCACUGAACAUCAGUUGAACCGCCAGCUCGCUUGCCUUCUAUCUCCUAGUAUUAUAAGAAACCAGAAAACUGUUAAACAAAACGCCAGCGAUAGAUCAUUACGGGGAAAGAAACCAAUAUCAAAAAUUAUGACGCCCCAACGAAAUCGAGGUGGUCUACCGCCUUCUCAUUAUCCGUGGUCAGUGCCGGGUUGUCUAGCGAUUCGUUCGGAGCCGCUGCUCGCGUGGGAGUCGCUCUGGUGCGACGAUCUUAAAAGCGAAAGUGACGACUUUACCGAUGCUCGAGUUUUAUUUCCUCAUUUUACGGCCGUUACAGUCGGGGAGCCG